GGAAGGACGAAUUCAAUCAACAAGUGUUAGACAGCAGAUGGCAGUAACGCGACGAUUUGGAUGACAACUGCCGAUAACGGCGAAGAAGAAGACGAACUCUCGCUGAUAGGCCAAGAGCUGAGCGUCCCGUCCAAUGACUCUGUUGUCCCCGUUUAAAACUAACACGCAAAAACCAAGUACUCAAGAGCUGGGACCCGCCUGCUAUUGAAAUGGAGAGCUUUUUUAGGCAGAAGCUUGGAUUGUCUCUUCAGAAACCUGUUUCUUCGUACCAGUUCAAACUGCCAGAACUGUCUUCUAGUUUCUAUUCAAUUGCAGAUGAACCUUUUCCCCAAGUGUCCGGAUUUCUUGAUGAAACUGUCAGCCCGUCUUUUAUUUCAAAUGAAACCGCGUUAAGCACCCCGUCUUGUACACCAUCUGAAAAUCAAAGAAAAAACAAGCAGGAAAAUGUCACUAAUGACUCUGGACUGAAUUGCUCUUUAGCAGUGCAGAGUCAUUUUACAAGUGGAAAUGCAUCAAAUAGAUCAGUACAGACUGAGAAAGACAUUACCAGUGUAACAGAUUGCAAAGUAGAUGUGGAUGCUGUGCCUUCACUUCAGGCCCUUGCAUCUGCAGAUACAUCUGGUCUCAUGAGUGAGGACUUGAAGAACAGCACGUUUGAUGUGACCCAAGACUUGAAAGAGCCAUCUGACAAUGGUGUUAAUGUGACAGUUGAUCUACAAAACAUCAAGGAGAAGAACGGCACAUUUGAUUUAACCCACAACGUGAAAGACCCAUCUGACAGUGGCACUACUGCGACUGCUGAUCUACCAAAUAUCAAGGAGAAAAACAGCACUUUUAAUAUGACACAAGACUCGAAAGAACAACCUGAUACUGGUGAAAUUAAGACUGUAGAGCUGCAAAACAUCAAGGAGAAGAACAGCACCUUCGAUUUCCCCAAAGACUCGAAAGUGCAAUCUGAGGGUAGUGCUGCUGUCACGGUUGAUCUCCAAAACAUCAAGGACAAGAACGGCACCUUUAAUUUCACUGAAGACUCAAAUGAACGAUCUGAUGCCCAUACAAAUACAACAGUAGAUCUCCGAAACAUCAAAGACAAGAAUGACACUUUUAAUUUGACCCAAGAAUUGAAAGAACAAUCUAAUACUGGUACAAAUAGGACUGUUGAUCAGCAAAGCAUCAAGGAGAAGAACGGCACCUUCAAUUUUACUGAAGACUCAAAAGAGCAGUCUGACUCUCGUACAAAUACAACCGUAGAUCUACAAAACAUCAAGGAGAAGAACGGCACCUUUAAUUUCACUCAAGACUCAAAAGAACGAUGUGAUUUAGCUACAAAUACCACUGUAGAUCUCCAAAACAUCAAGGAGAAGAACAGCACAUUUGACUUGACUCAAGACUCGAAAGAUCAUUGUAACCUUGGUGCAAAUAUGACUGUAGAUGUACAAAUCAAGGACAACACUUUUAAUGUGACUCCAGAAUACAAAGAACCAUCUGACAAUGGUAUUAGUAGGAUUAAUGGUCUACAAAAUGUAAAGGAGAAGAACAACACUGUUGAUUUGACUCAUGAUUCUGGUACUAAAGAGAAUGUUGAUCUACACAACACCAAGAGGAGCACUGUGGAAUCUCAAGAGCCAAAGGAGAGCUGUGACGCUAAUUCAACGGUGGAUCUUGAUGUCCCUAAUGUAAAGACUGAGUCAGGAAGUGCCACUGUUGAUCUAGUCCAGUCACAUGACCUUAAAGAGGGACCCGAAACCAAUGUGGAUAUUCCUAAUAUAGAAAUCACGCAUGCUAAAAUCAUUUCGUCCUCUUUUAACAGUGCACCCUUAAGCACUACUACAGAACAACCAAAUGAAAAGCUUGAUGGAACUAUAGAUAUUCAAGAUAUUCAGCCAAACAAAAAACAAGAUGGUAGUCUGAACUCUGAGGAUGAUAAGAGAAAAAACUCAGAGGAAGCUUAUUCUAAAGUUGACAUAACUGUUGAAGAGGAGCAAACAGGUAGUGCUGCUUUUCAACCUUCUGGCGACAUCAGCAGAAACAGUAUUUUUAGUUUGGAUGAAACGCUAAACAUGAAAACAAACUUCAUGUUUACAUCCACACCUAUAGUUUUUGGCAAAGAGUCCAGAUUUGAAAUACUCAGAGAUACAAAGCCCACCCCUAUGAGAAAGAGGCUGUCUGUGAUCAACAGCAUUGAGGUCCAGUCGAAUGAUGAGCUCGUCUGUACCAGCAAUCAUGAUGGUACUGAUGCCAUUCAGACGGCUGAGCGGUCAAGUCAGAGGGUCUCUGCAACCUGCCCUGCAAAUCACACUACAUCAGAGUCAGCAAAUGAGAACAAGCCUCCCACUAAACCUCCAAUGAAAAGAAGGCUACCUCAGCUUUCCUCUAAGAUCAGCUAUGCAAAGUCCAGCCUUCUUCCACCGCCGUCAUCUAUUAACUCAUCAGUGGCGGUCAAACCAAAGACUGUCAGAGGCCCGCAGGCCCCGCAUCCACCCAACACAUCAUCCACACCGCUGCGUGGCAACAGGAGGACUAUACAGAUGAAGACAAGGAACAUUGCACCUGUCAAAAACACAGCACCAGUUAGCACUGUUAAGACUUCUGUUGUUUCAUCUGUCCCUGGAUAUAACUUCACUGCUGUUGCAAAACCUUCAAACUCUGGUAUACCACAAAUGAAACCAUCUGGGCUACAGCCACCAACCCGUAAAAGACUGGCUCUUAAGACACCACAGACUGCACUAUCCUCUGUGGAUUCUGCUCCAUCUCAGCCCAGUAAUAAAUCAGCUGCAUUACCAGGUAUGAGGACGAGGAAUUCACUGCUUUCCAGUGUGGGCCAAAAGCACUCGAUCAAUGAUGGUUUGCCUUCGGCAAAGAGAAAACGAAUUGGACCUGCUGCUUCAGUAGAGUGUGAUGGUCUGCAUCCAGCUGAAGGGGAGCAUCAGUCAGGCUGUGUUAAUUGUUUGCAACACAAAGAAAAACUUGAGAGCGUCCUGCAAGAACUAAAGGUUUUACGUUCAGCUUGUAAAAACUGGGGACCACUGCAUGAAAAACUAGAGUUGUGUAUAAAGGAAAUGAAGAGAAUUUAAGUAGGUCUUCAACAUUUAGAGUCAUUUGUUAAAUCUUCAAAUCUUAAUUGUUGGGAUAAAUGUCAAAAUGUAUUACGUUUAAAGUAAUAUAAGCUGAAUUGUAUACUUCUGGCUGAUUCUUUCUUUUUUGUGUGUUUUUCAUAUUUACAGGAGUAAAAAAAAAGAAGUUUUAACCUUUCUAGCAUAUAUUUAAAUGCUUAUAAAAUGUGACUCGGUUUACUAAUAAAUUGUAAUUUUUUUAUGAUAUAUUGACUGGAUUGUCCUAAUAAAUUACAGUGCAACAUUACAGUAU
This is a messenger RNA of Danio rerio (zebrafish), 3366 nucleotides long. NCBI's taxonomy places the organism in Eukaryota, Metazoa, Chordata, Actinopteri, Cypriniformes, Danionidae. The record is from RefSeq and is a predicted model, not a curated record.